Messenger RNA from Morchella importuna, 243 nucleotides. RefSeq lists its product as uncharacterized. The transcript has 4 exons. The record is from RefSeq and is a predicted model, not a curated record. Bases 1 to 243 code for a protein of 80 amino acids. Lineage: Eukaryota; Fungi; Ascomycota; Pezizomycetes; Pezizales; Morchellaceae.
AUGUCUGUGUGUGUGCAUAUCAACAGCUCGCUCUCGGGACAGUCUCCGAAGCUUCUGUGGGAAGUGUUCCCAGGCCAGAUCGGAUUCAGAUCCUCCUACAUUUUUGUUUUGCGAGUGUUUGCCUCCAUUGCCACGAACCUCGGUGAAGGAUGUUUCGUCGGUGGUGCAACACCCCAAGGGCUAAACCCGGCAUUGCUCAAUUGCCCUUUAAUUCUCCCCCUUGUGUAUGCGGCUCGAAUUUAA